CGAAGGCCCCUCUCUCUCCGGUUUCGUCUUCGUUUCACUCUCCAGCUCCUCUUCUUCUUCUUCCUCCUCCUCCAUCUGCGCUUUAUCCGAAGCUCGGAGAAUGGCUUCCCUCUAUGGUUCAGCUUCGGCGGCAGCUUCCACUUCCCUUGCUCCCAGCUCCAAAUCCCGAGCUUUCAAGAUACUCUCUCCUCCUCUCAUUGCUUCGCCUGCAACCGUCUCUCCUCGCCGUUCAAGUUUUAGGGUUGUUUCAGCAUUGGGGAGCAAGGAGUCGCCUUACAAUACCAUUGCACCAGGGCCGUCUCGUAAAACAUAUGGACUACCUCAGAAGUUUGAUAGGAAGGAUUUUGGUGAUUCCAGUCUGAGUGAUGGCACAAUUGUAGCUAAAAAGGGAAAUCCUCCGAUCAUGCCAGCAGUCAUGACUCCAGGAGGACCAUUGGACCUGUCGUUAGUGUUAUUCCGGAAUCGCAUCAUUUUUGUUGGGCAGCCAGUCAACUCUCAGGUGGCUCAGCGGGUCAUAUCACAGCUUGUAACCCUUGCAACCAUCGAUGAAGAUGCGGAUAUUUUGAUGUAUAUAAACUGCCCGGGCGGAAGCACCUAUUCGGUGCUGGCAAUUUAUGAUUGCAUGUCUUGGAUUAAGCCAAAGGUAGGCACAGUAUGCUUCGGAGUUGCAGCAAGCCAAGGAGCUCUUCUCCUUGCUGGUGGAGAAAAGGGAAUGCGUUAUGCAAUGCCAAAUGCCAGAAUUAUGAUACAUCAGCCACAGAGUGGAUGUGGGGGCCAUGUGGAGGAUGUGAGGCGCCAAGUGAAUGAAGCAGUUCAAUCUCGCCAUAAAAUUGACAAGAUGUAUGCUGUUUUCACUGGCCAACCCCUUGAGAAGGUGCAACAGUACACAGAAAGGGAUCGUUUCUUAUCGGUUUCCGAGGCUCUGGAGUUUGGGCUCAUAGAUGGAAUCCUCGAAACAGAGUAUUGAAGUGGCCAAAUUUCUUUUGGACAAUUGCUCCAAGCUUCAAUAUAGCGCGAACUUUGGUGUUGCACUAAGAAAGGAGGAAAAGUGUAAAUUAGGUCAGAAUUUGAGCCUGAAACCAUGUUAGGUGAUGCCAGUUUAAUUUUUGAACCUCUUGUUCCCAUUUUUCACGCUUUGUUUAAUUGUGACGAGAAGGCAUAAACACUGUCAUGUCUGGUAUAAUUUUUAUUUUCUAUUCGGUUAGGAAUUAGACUCCAAGUAGAGUUGUAAUUCUAUAUUUACAUUGAAUUCGCAAUGAAGUUUUUGGCGAAUUCAAAUCCUAAAAGCCAUUUUGUGUUAUUGGUGAA
Punica granatum (pomegranate) is the source of this 1308-nucleotide messenger RNA. NCBI's taxonomy places the organism in Eukaryota, Viridiplantae, Streptophyta, Magnoliopsida, Myrtales, Lythraceae. The record is from RefSeq and is a predicted model, not a curated record.